Molecule: messenger RNA, 1635 nt
Organism: Gamsiella multidivaricata
Lineage: Eukaryota; Fungi; Mortierellomycota; Mortierellomycetes; Mortierellales; Mortierellaceae
Product: mitochondrial ribosomal death-associated protein 3-domain-containing protein
Exons: 8
Coding region: 169-1518 (449 amino acids)
Cellular component (GO): mitochondrial small ribosomal subunit
Molecular function (GO): structural constituent of ribosome
Source: RefSeq, a predicted model, not a curated record
UUCUCGGACGAGCUCGAGCUUGAACCUGCUGUCUUGACCUGCCCUGAAAAGGUGGACACUCACGAAAGAACACUCCACGACCGACUCCUUCUUAUUCGAAUUCGCCAAGCCGUCCACUUUCAUUACAUCCAUUAUUGCUCCACUCCGUCUACCGGUCAAUACUUAGUCAUGGCACACAGAUUAUUAACCUCGACUCCGCUGUUGUCCAGGACUCAGCAGACCCUUGCCGCGCGUGUAAGGGCUGCCGUGCCUGCUCAGUACGCCAACUAUGUCACUGCUUCAACCGUCGUUAUGGCAGGUGGAAAGGCCAAGAAGGCCUCUGCGCCUGUCCGCGCCAAGGGGCAGGCCAAUUCCUUCCGCAGGAAGAAGGUCGACGAUGAGGGUAAAAAUGAGGGCGCAAUCGGAGGAGCCGGACGCUUGAACGAGAAGUACUAUAAGCCCGCGACACCUGUCAAGGUCGAUGAAUUCCUUCCCUCAACUGCCACCAAGGAGCACAUCGGUCAAGUUCUCGGCUUUCCCUCGGCGGUUCUCCCAGCAUUGAGCCAGACCUCAUAUCCUACUCUAUUGAGCGAACAGUUUGCUCUGAUCAAGCCUGCGGCAUUGGUUGUCCGUGAACCGACUGUCGCUUUGCUUGAGAGAGUCGAUAAGGCUAUGAAGACCCCUUCGUCCCAGAGCAGGAUUGUUCUUACUGGGGAUUCAGGAUCAGGAAAGAGUGCAUUGUUGCUUCAAACUGUCAGCCACUGUCUCUCGGCUGGAUGGGUCGUCGUUUAUGUCCCCAAGGCUAGUACUUGGAUGAACAGCUCUUUCGCAUACAGUAAGGCGGCCAACUCAACCUCUUUCGUCCAGCCCUUGCUUGCUUCUAAUCUCGUUGGCCAGAUUAACAGUGUCAACAAGUCUGUGCUGAGCAAGAUCGUCACCUCUGAGAAGGUCAGGGUUGGUCGUCACGAGAUUGAGAAGGGAACGACAUUAUCAGCUCUUCUCGAAACUGGUGUCAAGGACCAGUUCGCUGCUCAGGAUAUCAUGGAGGUGUUCAUGAAGGAGAUGAGUGCCCAGAAGGAGAUUCCUACUCUGAUUGCAGUGGACGAGGUUAACGCUUUCUUCCGCUCCACACAAUACUUGAGCCAGGAUGGUGAGGAGCUCGACCCUGAGCACUUGAAGUUGCCCAAGCUGUUCUUGAACUACAUUUCAGGAAAGAGCUCGUUCGAGCACGGUGCUAUUGUCGCCGCCAUAAGCGAUACUCUUCUGGCUAACAAGAGCGAGCUCCUUGAAAUUGCGCUGGGCAUUAAGGAGGUCUCACCCUAUAAGAAGCUUUCGCCGACGAUCAUGCCCUGGACCGAGGGACUGGCUAGGAUGGACGUACCGAACUACACGAGGACAGAGGCCAAGGGAGUCUUUGACUAUUACAGAAAGGGCAAUAUCUUUUACGAUGCUGCAUCAGAAUCCCUGUUCCUGAACAAAUUUAUCGCAUCGGCCGGCAACCCCCGCAAAUUCUUCACAGCUUGCGCAAAAGGAGUCUAAGAUGGAAGAUCAUAGAACAUGAGCAUAGGAUGGAAGGCAUGGAAGGAGGAAUGUGUAAUCAUAGAGGUUAUUAACGUGUGGAUUAGGGUGCACAAUAAACAAUCGCAUACAACUAAA